Molecule: messenger RNA, 3863 nt
Organism: Oryzias latipes (Japanese medaka)
Lineage: Eukaryota; Metazoa; Chordata; Actinopteri; Beloniformes; Adrianichthyidae
Gene: ipo7
Product: importin 7
Biological process (GO): protein import into nucleus
Cellular component (GO): nuclear envelope; cytosol
Molecular function (GO): small GTPase binding
Source: RefSeq, a predicted model, not a curated record
CGGAUGUUCGUAUUGCACAAAGUUGGCGCUGAUCUAUCCGGGUAUUUCAUUCACUGCUUCCUUUCGCGCCGGGUAACCGGAGAGCCGUGCGUCCAUGUGCGCAGUGACUGGGAAUUGAUAGACCUUUAAGACAUUGAACUCUGAGCCGCAAAAAAAAGUUUAGUGAUGGAUCCCGAGUCUUUGAUCGAGGCCCUGCGGGGAACAAUGGACCCCAAUUUGCGAGAGGCCGCAGAGCGACAGCUGAACGAGGGUCACUCUCAGGUAAACUUUCUGUCCAUUCUGCUGCGUGUCACCAUGUCUGAACAACUGGAUUUGCCUGUCCGGCAAGCAGGUGUGAUUUACCUUAAGAACAUGAUAACCCAGCAUUGGAGUGAUGGGGAUGGUUCAUGCACAGAGACUUCUGUUAAUAACAUCCCUGAAGAGGACAGGAUAUUUAUUCGAGACAACAUAGUGGAGGCCAUCAUCCAUUCCCCAGAGCGCAUCAGAGUCCAGUUGACGACGUGUAUCCACCACAUGAUCAAGCAUGACUAUCCCGGCAAAUGGACGGCCAUCGUGGACAAAAUCGGCUUCUACCUACAGUCAGACAACAGUGCAGGGUGGUUGGGUAUCUUGCUCUGCCUUUACCAGCUUGUCAAAAACUAUGAAUACAAGAAACCAGAAGAACGUCAGCCUCUCGUGGCCGCCAUGCACAUCUUCAUGCCCAUGCUAAAGGAUCGCUUCAUCCAGCUUCUUCCAGACCACUCCAGCGACUCUGUCCUCAUUCAGAAACAGAUCUUCAAAAUCCUCUACGCCCUCUUCCAGUACAACCUUCCCCUGGAGCUUAUUAACAGACAGAACCUGACGGAGUGGAUGGAGAUCCUCAAGGCAGUAGUGGACAGAGAUGUGCCACCAGAUACAAUGCAGAUCGAUGAAGAUGAGCGGCCAGAGCUCCCAUGGUGGAAAUGCAAAAAGUGGGCUCUUCACAUCUUGGCCCGACUGUUUGAGAGAUACGGAAGUCCAGGCAACACAACCAAAGAGUAUGCAGAGUUUGCGGAACUUUUCCUGAAGGAAUAUGCAGUUGGUGCACAGCAGGUGCUGCUGAAAGUCUUAUACCAGUAUAAGGAAAAGCUAUAUGUGGCUCCCAGAGUACUCCAGCAGACGCUGAACUACAUCAACCAGGGAAUAGCGCAUGCUUUGACAUGGAAAAACCUUAAACCACACAUCCAUGGCAUGGUUCAGGAUGUGGUUUUCCCCCUCAUGUGUUACACAGAUUCCGAUGAGGAGCUGUGGCAGGAGGAUCCAUAUGAGUACAUUCGCAUGAAAUUUGAUGUAUUUGAGGACUUCAUCUCCCCAACAACAGCCGCUCAGACACUGCUUUUUACUGCCUGCAACAAGAGAAAAGAAGUGCUGCAAAAGACCAUGGGCUUCUGUUACCAGAUUCUUACAGAUCCCAACUCUGACCCGAGGAAAAAGGACGGAGCCCUGCACAUGAUAGGAUCCUUAGCUGAAAUUCUGCUGAAGAAAAAGAUAUAUAAAGACCAGAUGGAGUUCAUGCUGCAGAACCACGUCUUCCCCUUAUUCCGCAGUGAGCUGGGCUACAUGAGGGCAAGGGCAUGCUGGGUACUUCAUUAUUUCUGUGAGGUGAAGUUUAAAAGCGACCAGAAUCUGCAGACCGCUCUCGAGCUCACUCGCCUUUGUCUCAUUAACGACAAUGAAAUGCCAGUUAAAGUGGAGGCUGCUAUUGCCCUCCAAGUUCUCAUCAGCAACCAGGAGAAAGCCAAAGAAUACAUCACCCCCUUUAUUCGACCAGUGAUGCAGGCCCUCCUACACAUCGUCAGGGAGACGGAGAAUGAUGACCUCACCAAUGUCAUACAAAAGAUGAUCUGCGAAUACAGCGAGGAGGUCACUCCGAUUGCAGUGGAGAUGACGCAGCAUUUGGCUAUGACAUUCAACCAGGUGAUUCAGACGGGGGCUGAUGAGGAGGGAGGCGAUGACAAAGCUGUGACGGCUAUGGGGAUCCUCAACACCAUCGACACAUUGCUGAGUGUUGUGGAGGACCACAAAGAGAUCACUCAGCAACUGGAGGGCAUCUGUCUCCAGGUGAUUGGCACUGUGCUGCAGCAACAUGUUCUGGAAUUUUAUGAGGAGAUCCUGUCGCUGGCUCACAGUCUGACCUGCCAGCAGGUGUCGCCACAGAUGUGGCAACUUCUUCCACUUGUGUAUGAAGUCUUCCAGCAGGAUGGGUUUGAUUACUUCACAGACAUGAUGCCUCUACUUCACAACUAUGUCACAGUUGAUACAGACACGCUCCUAUCUGACACCAAAUACCUGGAGGUUAUUUAUAGCAUGUGCAAAAAGGUCCUGACAGGUGACCCCGGCGAGGACCCAGAAUGCCAUGCAGCAAAGCUGUUGGAGGUAAUCAUUCUCCAGUGCAAAGGUCGUGGCAUUGAUCAGGUCGUGCCCUUGUUUGUGGCAACGGCUUUGGAGCGUUUGACACGAGAGGUGAAGACGAGCGAGCUGAGGACGAUGUGCCUGCAAGUGGCUAUUGCUGCGUUAUAUUACAGCCCGCCUCUCCUCCUCAACACCUUAGAGAACAUGCGGUUUCCCAACAACACGGAGCCCAUCACCAAUCACUUCAUCACCCAGUGGCUGAAGGAUGUCGAUUGCUUCCUUGGCCUCCACGACAGGAAGAUGUGCAUUCUGGGACUUUGUGCGCUCAUUGACCUUGAGCACAGACCUCAGGCUGUCGGCCAGGUCGCCAACCAGAUCCUUCCUGCUGCCAUCCUACUUUUCAACGGCCUCAAGAGGGCGUACGCCUGUCGAGCAGAGCACGAGAAUGACGACGACGAUGAAGACGGAGAAGGGGAGGAUGAGGACGAUGCAGCUGAACUGGGCAGCGAUGAAGAUGACAUCGACGAGGAAGGUCAGGAGUACUUGGAAAUGCUCGCCAAGCAGGCGGGAGAGGAUGGAGAUGACGAUGACUGGGAGGAAGAUGAUGCAGAGGAGACGGCACUUGAGGGCUACACUACAGCAAUAGACGACGAAGAUAAUUUUGUGGACGAAUAUCAGAUCUUCAAAGCUGUUCUACAGAACAUCCAAACCCGUGACCCAGCCUGGUAUCAAGCACUAACACAGAGCCUUGAGGAGGAGCAGGGCAAACAGCUCCAUGACAUUGGCACACUUGCAGACCAGAGGCGGGCAGCACAUGAAUCCAAGAUGAUUGAGAAACACGGCGGAUACAAGUUCACAGCGCCGGUGGUGCCAUCUACUUUCAACUUUGGAGGCUCGGCUCCAGGAAUGAAUUGAAUCAUCUGUUCUACUUUUUAUUACUCUGUGACUGAUUGUAGUGAAGUGUAAGAAAAAAAAAAAAAAAGAAAAACCAAAAAAAAACAAACAAAAGCUUGUGUUGUUCCCUUAAGUAGUGGUUCCAGAACUGGUUUUCAGUCAUAUUUCUUUUUCAAUCUUUCAAAAUGGGGAGAAACAAAAACACCAGAAGAUUGGGGGGAAAAACACCGACAUGCAACCAGCGUCGGGAGGGGGGGGAAAGAAACCAAUCCAAGACUUUGAGCGCAAGAGAAGCUGUGAAGACUGGCGUCUUCCGGAGCCUGGUGUAUUGUGGGAUGGCGUGGCUGCAGCUCUUCUGUCUUUCUUCCCACUUAAAUCAAUUUUUGGGGGGAUUAAAAGAAUCGAUAAUGGAAGCAAAUGUUUCGUUAUUUCGGUUGUGGCCAAAUGGUCGUAAUAUACCUCUGGUAGUGGUGAAAUCUAUGUUACUUUCUGCAUAAACAAACACUCAUGUUUAUGUACAUACAAGCCAAGGUUAUUGAUAUUUUUUCAAGUAGCCUUGAAGGAAACAAAAAUUAAUAAAUUGAGGCAUUUGUAAGGUA